Ananas comosus (pineapple) is the source of this 1762-nucleotide messenger RNA. Its product is annotated as protein DETOXIFICATION 40-like. Gene Ontology annotation, biological process: xenobiotic detoxification by transmembrane export across the plasma membrane. The transcript is spliced from 7 exons. Gene Ontology annotation, cellular component: membrane. Bases 92 to 1546 code for a protein of 484 amino acids. Lineage: Eukaryota; Viridiplantae; Streptophyta; Magnoliopsida; Poales; Bromeliaceae. Gene Ontology annotation, molecular function: xenobiotic transmembrane transporter activity; antiporter activity. The record is from RefSeq and is a predicted model, not a curated record.
UCCUAUGUAUUGGGAGGAUACCAAAUUUCCAAUUAUUCCCCAUGUCACACACACCCCACACACACAUCUCCCUCCCUAGACUCUCUUGGCAAUGGUUGGCCGCGAUCUCGAGGCGGUGCUCGCCGACCAGGCCGCCCCGUGGGUGCGGCGGGCGGGGACUGCGGUGUGCAUCGAGCUGCAGCUGCUCGUGCCGCUCGCGGCGCCCGCGGUGGUGGUGUACAUGCUCAUCAGCGUCAUGUCGAUCGCCACGCAGAUGUUCUGCGGCCACCUCGGCAACCGCGAGCUCGCCGCCUCCUCCCUCGGCAACAAUGGCAUCCAAGUCUUUGCAUAUGGCCUCAUGCUAGGAAUGGGCAGCGCAGUCGAGACACUCUGCGGUCAGGCGUACGGUGCGGAGAAGUACGAAAUGCUCGGCGUCUACCUCCAACGGUCGACCGUCCUGCUAAUGGCCACGGGUGUGCCACUCGCGGUGAUCUACGCAUUCUCCAAGCCAAUACUCAUCCUUUUAGGGCAAUCCUCGGAUAUCGCCGAGGCUGCUUCGGUCUUCGUCUACGGCCUCAUCCCGCAAAUUUUCGCCUAUGCCGCAAACUUCCCCAUCCAGAAGUUCCUACAAGCCCAAAGCAUUGUUGCACCAAGUGCUUACAUCUUAGCUGCAACUUUUGUUCUGCACCUGCUAGUGAGUUGGCUAGUGGUGUUCAAGCUAGGGUUAGGUCUAUUUGGGGCCUCUAUGGUGUUGAGCCUGAGUUGGGUUGUCCUAGUGGGGGCUCAAUUUGUGUACAUAGUCAAGAGCCCGCGGUGUCGGUUGACGUGGACCGGGUUUACGUGGCAGGCCUUCUCGGGCCUGCCCGAGUUCUUGAAGCUCUCGGUGGCGUCGGCGGUGAUGCUGUGCCUGGAGACAUGGUACUUCCAGAUCUUGAUCCUCAUGGCCGGAUUGCUCGAAAAUCCGCAGCUGGCGCUCGAUUCGCUUACGGUGUGCACCUCAAUUGUUGGCUGGGUAUUCAUGAUCUCUGUUGGAUUUAAUGCUGCUGCUAGUGUGCGCGUGGGCAACGAGCUCGGCGCUGGAAAUCCAAAGUCAGCUGCAUUUUCAGCUGCAACAGUUACAACCUUUUCUUCUAUCAUAUCAACCAUAUUGGCUGCAAUUGUACUUCUACUUCGCGAUAAAAUUAGCUAUAUCUUCACCGAGGGGGAGACGGUGGCGCACGCAGUCUCAGAUCUUUGCCCCUUGCUCGCGACCACUCUCGUCCUCAGCGGCAUACAACCAGUUUUAUCUGGUGUUGCUGUGGGUUGUGGAUGGCAAGCACUUGUGGCAUACAUUAAUGUUGGAUGUUAUUACUUUGUUGGCAUACCACUUGGUGCAAUUCUUGGUUUUGUGUGUGGAUUUGGGAUCAAGGGGUUGUGGUCUGGUAUGAUUGGAGGAACAGUAAUUCAAACUCUCAUUCUGCUUUGGAUCACUCUCAGGACUGAUUGGAACAAAGAGGUUGAGAAAGCCAUAAAAAGAUUGGAUAAGUGGGAGGACAAGAAGAGGCCUCUGCUAAGUGAUAAUGAGUAGAAAUUAACAGCAAUGUCACACAUAAAUUUGAUGACUUAUCAACUCUUUUUAAUGAUCUUAGUACAGUAAUGCUGUUCUCAGAAGUUAACAGUUGUAUAAAUACAUGCUGAAUAAAAUAAAAUGUAGGGAUUGUACCUUUAUUACUACCUUGAGAGAGCAUAACUAAGGACUUGUUUUCAGAUCCCCAAUCAAUGCCAAUGAAACCAUUGAGUUCAA